AUGGCACGGGCUGCUGCUGGGGCAAUGGACGAGAUUCAAUCGCCCAUCAGUCUGAAAGAUAUUCGUCCCUUCUAUCGUCGCAAAAAUGGAAUCUUCUUGUAUUUUCUCUUGACAUCUUCCUUGUUGGCUAGUGCCGCAUUGGGAAUUGACGGGUCUAUGACGAACGGCAUGCAGGUGUUGGAAUCCUGGCAAGACCGCUUUGGGCACCCUACCGGCUCGACACUAGGUUUCUUUGGUGCCUCCAAUGCCAUCGGAGGAGUCAUUCCCUUCCUCCUCCUGGGCUGGAUCGGCGAUGCGUGGGGUCGACGAGUCCCAACUGCCCUCGGUUCGGUCAUCAUUAUCACCGGCGUGUUGGUCGAAUUCUUCGCAACCUCAUUCAACAUGUACAUUGGUGGUAAAUUGGUCCUUGGAUUUGGCUCUUCACUCAUCCAAAUGGGGGCGCCCGUGUUGGUCACCGAAUUGAGUCACCCGAAGGAGCGUGUGCAGGUUACUACUUUCUACAACACUUCUAUGGUUCUGGGCUAUGUUAUAGGGGCAUGGGCGACAUUUGAUAUUAUUCCCUCCGCAUACCAGGGAUGUUUAAUCUUCUUCUGCCCUGAAUCUCCCCGUUGGCUCAUUGCUAAGGGUCGUUUCCAAGAGGCCAAGGACAUCCUGCAAGCCCUUACCGAAGAAAAGGAGAAUAAUAUAUCCUGGAAAGAGUUUUUCUGUUCCAUCCCGAACAUCAAGCGCAUCUUACUCUGUUUUGCAACUGCGGUAUUCAGCCAAAGCUCUGGAAACCUUUUGGUCUCCAACUACCUCACCCAAAUCCUGAAAGACACGGGACUGAAAACGCAACUCGAAAUAACCCUUGUUAAUGGCAUGGUCACCUUGUGGCAGUAUAUUGUUGCUCUGAUGGUCACUUCGUUAAUCGGCCGCUUCAAGCGCCGGUUCUUCUUUGUGACCAGGUCUGCCGGUGUGUUGGUAACGUUCAUCGCAUGGACGAUUGCCUCACAACAGUACAUCAAGCACGGUUCAUUGAGAGCGGGUCGAGUGUUACUGGCGUGCAUCUUCAUUUUCCAGGGAUUUUACACUCUCGCGUGGACCAAUUUGAUUGUUACCUACCCACUCGAGAUUGUUACCUAUCAAAUGCGAGCGAAGACCUGGGCGUUUGUCCUUCUUACCAUUCAAGUGGCAUCGAUUUUCGGUGGGUAUAUAAACCCCAUCGGACUUGCAAACCUCGGCUGGAGGUUCUAUAUUUACUACUGCGUGUGGGUGACCGUUGUUUUCCUUGUUGUGUAUUUCUUUUUUGUCGAGACUGCAGGUCCUACCUUGGAGGAGUUGGCACACUUGUUUGAGGGCAAGGGGAAACGCUUGCCAGAGAAGUUAGAGAAGAAUCCCGAUACCACGCUGGAGCAUUGUGAGGAUGCAGACUUGUAA
Messenger RNA from Aspergillus tanneri, 1416 nucleotides. Its product is annotated as putative MFS hexose transporter. Gene Ontology annotation, molecular function: carbohydrate:proton symporter activity. The transcript is spliced from 4 exons. Gene Ontology annotation, cellular component: membrane. Gene Ontology annotation, biological process: transmembrane transport; carbohydrate transport. Bases 1 to 1416 code for a protein of 471 amino acids. Lineage: Eukaryota; Fungi; Ascomycota; Eurotiomycetes; Eurotiales; Aspergillaceae. The record is from RefSeq and is a predicted model, not a curated record.